AUACAGGGCCCAUAAAGCUUAUAAUACAGCAAAUAUAUCGGAAUAAUGAGCUCAAUGUGUAUCGUUCGUAUCGCCUACGGUCGUUCGUGCGAUCGCGGUUGUUUUCGGCAAGGCCGCACGAUCAUUGGUGGACGACUCGUUGAAAGUAGGUUGUGACGUCACGAAAAAAGGCUAUAAGUAUAUGCCAAUCACGCAGGGACGCCACAAUUUAGUCAGUUCAGUCUCGAGAGAGGCGGCAAGAGUGAGUUAGUUGAUAGAUUGGCGCGCGCUCUACGCGAUAUAACUUUUAAACGUGUGUUUUAAUGUAUACCUUUAGUGAAAACAUGGCGAGUGAGGCGCAGAGACUGAUUGGAAUAUCUUUAACUAAAAUAGCCCAGUCGAGGUCCCAUCGCGGCGGUGUUAGUUUACAUAAAAAUCUGUUGGUGGCUACAGUGCUCCAGAAAGCGCGUUACAUCUUCAUGGAAGAAGCCUACAACAUGGUUACUUACCAUUCUCCAGCCCCAGUGCAACCUCGUCCCGUUCCUACUGAAGAUCUUAUAGGAUUAACCGCUGAAGAAGCCGGCGUUGAUCCAGUAGGUCCAGUAGACGACCUCCGUGAAACCCCAAGUGAAUCCAGUUCGGGUUUUAUGCAGCAACCUUGUGCUAAGUGCGCCGAAAACCAAGACAAGGAGAACCACCCGCCUUACCAAACGUCCGAACUAACGUACUUAGAUCUGGACAAAAGUUCGGCCGUGUUGAAGGAACGUAGCAAUUCGCCUUGUUUGAAACGUAGACGGGCCGUGACCGAGUGGGAGACGGAGGAAGCUGUUCAAUCCAUCUUGCCCAAACGUAGUCGACAGGAAGAAGAAGACGAUGUUUUUGUGGACGACGCAACGGUGCUAUCGAAUUCUGUGAACCGCGAGUUAGAGUCUGAGGCUAGCCAGGGUGAUUGUUCGAAUGGUCAGUCUGCUAUGGAAAUUGACAGAAUAACAUCCUUAGUUUCCAUAUUCAGUUUUAGUAUGCAGCAACAGGAAAGCAGCGGGAAACUCAACAGGUCCAUGAGCACUCCGGAUCUGUGUUCAACGCAGGCGAAAGACGUGGGUGACGCUAUCCAGCAACGACCAUUUUUGGCGAUGACUGUGUAAUCGAGCUAUGCGAUUAACUAGGUAAUUUUUCAUCACUGCCACUUCUUGACGGAUGAUGGUAAGGGAAUCCAUAGAAGACGGUGAAGGGUCACAGACUGCCGUUGCCAUUGGAAGGUGAACCAGAGAGAUUUCUACACGUACAACGAACAAGCAAUCCCAGAUUUUACAUGACCGUUUUACUACAUGUUUUUCAAAUUUCGGUACGUUGGUUAUGUUGUGAUACUUGAAUUUUUAAUAAAAAUUUAAACAAAAACGUCGAGUACCUUGUGAUAGAAAUAAUUCAUCCAAUUCUAUUUUUAUAAAGAUGAAGGUACUUGAAGCCUCCACUUUUUCCAUGUCAAACUAUUCAAAAAAUUAUACAUUCCAGGAUUUUGGAAACGUACCGAACUCGAAAAUUUUCCAUGGAAUUUGUGGUGGUUCAAAAGACUACUGUAAAAAAAUUGUAUAUAACUAUUGUAAUUUUAACUCUGUUUUAAGAGUAUUUAAUUUUAUUAUUGUAUAAAAAAGUCUUGAAUAUGCUAAACCAUAUGAUUUGAAAAUAAAUUUUUAAAUGUC
Molecule: messenger RNA, 1679 nt
Organism: Harmonia axyridis
Lineage: Eukaryota; Metazoa; Arthropoda; Insecta; Coleoptera; Coccinellidae
Exons: 1
Coding region: 303-1124 (273 amino acids)
Source: RefSeq, a predicted model, not a curated record